Molecule: messenger RNA, 1473 nt
Organism: Dendrobium catenatum
Lineage: Eukaryota; Viridiplantae; Streptophyta; Magnoliopsida; Asparagales; Orchidaceae
Product: serine/threonine-protein kinase OXI1
Exons: 2
Coding region: 90-1310 (406 amino acids)
Biological process (GO): protein phosphorylation
Cellular component (GO): nucleus; cytoplasm; plasma membrane
Molecular function (GO): ATP binding; protein serine/threonine kinase activity
Source: RefSeq, a predicted model, not a curated record
UUCUAAUGCCCCUUCGCCAAGAAACGUAUCCGUUAUAAAGAUGCCGAUUCCUUAAUCGCUUUCAAUUUCGUUUAAUUCUCUCGUGAACUAUGACCGACCGAUCCGAUCUUACUCCUCUUCCUUCGUCGCCGCCGCCGGCGACUAUCGAACUUCAUGACCUAACGGCUAUUUCCGUCAUCGGCCGUGGAGCAAAGGGUGUCGUCUUCUACAUCCAUGAGCACUCCUCCGGCGAAUCCCUCGCUCUUAAGGUAAUUUCAAGGCCAUACAUAGAAUGCAAGAGAGCCGGCGGCGCCGCCGCCGUUGGCGACGACUGCCAAAGUGCGUACAGGCGGAUCUACUUUGAACGUGACGUGCUACUUGCUCUCAAUCACCCAUUGUUCCCCUCCCUCCGCGGGGUUGUUUCUACAGAGAAGAUUGUCGGAUUUGCCAUCGAUCACUGCCCUGGAGGCGAUCUGACCGCGCUUCGGCGGCGCCAGACGGAGAAAAUGUUCUCCGAUGGGAUCAUCCGGUUCUACGCGGCGGAAAUGGUGCUGGCAUUGGAGUAUCUCCACGGAUUAGGGAUCGUCUACCGAGACCUGAAGCCCGAGAAUGUUCUGAUUCAGGAGAACGGGCACAUAAUGCUCGUCGAUUUCGACCUCUCCACCAAGCUUCCGCCCUUCAAAUCGCUGCCAGAAAUACCCCGAUCAGAACCCCAGUCCGCUCAGAAGAAAAAGAUGAACCGAUCUCUUUGCAGAUGCUUCUCCGGCAGUUCCGAUGUAUCGCCGGCGACUCUCUGUUCUGAUUACUCGCAGGAGACAGCAAAGUCGAAUUCGUUCGUUGGUACGGAAGAUUACGUCGCGCCAGAGAUCAUCCAGGGCAACGGCCAUGAUUUUACGGUCGACUGGUGGUGCCUCGGCGUGGUAUUAUACGAGAUGCUUUACGGCCGGACGCCUUUUCGGGGGAUUAAUCGGAAAGAGACGUUCUACCGGAUACUUACCAAGUCACCGGAGCUCUUCGGCGAGAAGACGGCUCUAAGAGAUCUGAUUGGACGGCUUCUAGAAAAGGAUCCGGCGAAGAGAAUCGCCGGCGGGGAGAUACGUAGCCAUGAGUUCUUCCGAGGAGUGGAUUGGGAGUCUGUUGUGGUAAUUGCACGGCCACCGUUUAUUCCGGAGGUGGCAGAACCGAAGGUCUGGGCCGAGGUAUUGGACAUCGAGAAAAUCGUCGAGGAGAUUUCUGGGAGUAGACGCGUGGAAACGGGGAAGCGUUGGGAGGGAAAUCUGGUGACAGAAGGGAGGAAUUCUUCUAGAAACGGCGACUUUGAAAUCUUUUAGUUGAUUUCUUUAUGGGUUGGAAAAUUGGCACGUACGCACUGACCAUUUCUGGUCAUGGUUAGCACUCCGAUUUUCAGCUUACAUCACAGAUCUAAGGUAUUGUAAAACAAAUGUAUAUGAAUAGAAUAAAUUAGUUAAAAAAAAGAGAAUUUCAUGCCUUUUA